This is a messenger RNA of Clunio marinus, 855 nucleotides long. The record is from the annotation of a GenBank genome assembly. NCBI's taxonomy places the organism in Eukaryota, Metazoa, Arthropoda, Insecta, Diptera, Chironomidae.
AUGGCCUUUGCUAUUAAAAUUGUGUUAUUUGUGUUAUCAUUGGUGAUUCUUCUUAAUUUCGCAAAUGCAAGCUUUUGGAAGCAAUACAUCGAACCUACGUCAGCAGUGUUAUCAGUCAACACAAAUUACGUUGAUUCGUGUAAUGUGAGACAAGCUCCAGGUUUUGUGUGCAUGGAUUGCAGUGUUUUGGCUCGUUGUGUAUUCAGAAAUAAUGGUUGGGAUACAAUUCCAUUAGAAGUAUGCGAUGCUGGUCAGAAUCUUUUCUGUCAUGCUAAUGAACAAAGAUGUUCACCAAAUCCUGGACCAUGUAAUCCCGGUGGUGGACAGGGCGGUGGUAAUUUCGCUUGCACUUCUUCAGGUGUUUUCCCCGAUCCAUUCAAUUGUCAAAUGUACCACAUGUGCUUCCCAUCUGGACCAAACUUAAUUGCAGUCAACGUUCUUUGCGGUGGAAAUUACGCUUUUAAUCCAGUGACAAAUGAUUGUUCGUUAGAUUUAAACAAUCCAGUUUGUCGAGGCAAUCAAUUUACUUGCAACAAUGUCGGUGACAUGGGCGCAUGGCCAUUGAACCCAAAUAUUUAUUACAUUUGCAUGGCAGCCACAAAUGAAGUUCGAGUUCUCUUUCCAACACUUUUCCGUUGCCCUGUUGGUCUCAUCUUCAGAGCCGGUCAAUGUUCACCACCAAAUGGUGUCGAUGGAAAUAUUUUUGAUUGCCAAAGAGCUGGACUCUUCCCUGAUCCCUACGACUGCCGUUCUUACUUCCAUUGUGAUGGUCUCUUACGUUCUCAACAUAUAACAUGUCCAACUGGCACUUACUUUAAUCAAAUAACUUUGGGAUGUAUUCGAGGCACGUGCUGA